Molecule: messenger RNA, 1489 nt
Organism: Rana temporaria (common frog)
Lineage: Eukaryota; Metazoa; Chordata; Amphibia; Anura; Ranidae
Gene: SNX11
Product: sorting nexin 11
Exons: 6
Coding region: 242-724 (160 amino acids)
Biological process (GO): intracellular protein transport
Molecular function (GO): phosphatidylinositol binding
Source: RefSeq, a predicted model, not a curated record
UACCCUGGGUGAGGAGGACCAGGGAGCGGGCGCUGAUAUUUGUACGGAAUACUCACACCACCACACAGACUACAACUCCCAUCAGCACCCGCGCACACCGGAAGUGACCGGAGGGGAGAGCGGACAGCUGAGAGGCGCCUGUGUGCACCAAGUUGUUAUCUGGUGACAGCAUGAGGGGACCUGGAUGAGGGAGGCCUGAUGAUACCACAUGUAACCUGGUUACAGGCUGUUUCAGAAUAACAUGGAUGACAAGGAAUUUAUCACCGUUCGUGUCCAGGAUCCCAGACUGCAGAAUGAAGGGUCAUGGACAUCCUAUGUGGAUUAUAAAAUAUUCCUUCACACCAACAGCAAGGCAUUCACUGCCAAGACAUCCUGCGUGAGAAGACGAUACAGGGAAUUUGACUGGUUAAGGAAACAGCUGCAGAAAUAUGCUGGCCUAGUGCCUGUUCCUGCAUUGCCAGGGAAAGUUCCUUUUCAUAUGGGAUGCUCCGAUGACUUUAUUGAAACAAGAAGACAAGGGCUGCAGCAGUUUCUGGAACAAGCUGUACAGAACAUGGUCCUCUUGUCGGACAGUCAGCUGCACCUUUUCCUGCAGAGCCAGCUGCCUAUACAAGAGAUUGAGGCCUGUGUGCAGGGUCACCGCUCAUACACUGCUACUGAAGCCAUCCUGAGCUAUGCUAGAUCCAACAAAGGAUGGACCCAGGAGGAAGCUCUUUCCAGAUAGUGGCACUAGUUCAAGAAGAGGAAUUGUAUAGGCUUUACGCAUUGAACUGUAGCUAUGUAUUGGUAAAGGGAAACCAUGCCUUGGUCAGAAAACAAUGUGCACUUUAAAUUGGACAACCCCUUGUGGUGUCACAUCAUCCCGAUUCCAAAUGUGACACAAAACUGGACCCAUGAUAUGUAAACAUAUUCUAACCCCAAUGAUACUGGAAUCCUGGUGGAUAUGUCUGAUGUUUGCCAUGACAAUGGUCUAUCCAGUAUACAUUAUCUGUUUAAAAACAGAUUAGAGGUGGUAUUCUGUAUUGACUGACAACCUGGCUAGAAGACAACCCCUCAGUUUACAUGCACUCUGUGUAUGAGGACAGUAUUGCACUUUAAUAUGCCCAGCACUCCCGUAAAUUCAAAUCCAUUUACAUACUGUGGGCUCAAUUCACGAGAGGUAUUUUCCUCUUUGAAAUAUGGGAUAAAAUAACUCCUAGCUUUUUUUCAAACUUUUUUUGCAAUUCACAAAAAAAUGCUUCUAAACUAACUCAUAAGUUGCAUCAAAAUUGGUUAUUUAUCUCAUGAAACCAUGCAGUAUUGUAUCUCAUCUUGUGAUAUCCAGUGGAAUGGAUACAGUGGAGAAGGAUUAGGACCCCUGUCAGUUUUUAGUGUUAUUAGAGGUAAAUGGGUUAAACCAUAGAAAUGCCAACUUACCAGUGUGGUCACUGCAGCAGAUGUAUUAACCACUUGCCAACUACAAUACAUGUAUAUACAUUGCGAUUUGUAA